AGCACUAUCAUUCAUUAUUCAUGUUAAGUUCAUGAACUGAAAGAUUGAAACCACCACUUAUUACAUUGGUUGGUAACUGUGGUUUAUUACAAUAGAACAGAAUGUGCCUUGCACUGUGCUUCUUUUGUGUUCUACAGAAUCCAAUGCUUUCCUGUCUUGAGCUAUGUACCAGUGCAUGACAUGACAUCCAUCCCAGUUGUUAAUUUUUCAGGAGCAUUAUUUAUAAAUGAGGUGUAAAGCUGUCAUGUAACUACUACGAAUGUUUCCCCCUGAUCUCGUCUUGCGCAUAGCAGUGGCCACAAUGUCGUCAAAGGGACAGCUGGGUUACACAUACGAAUUCCUGGACACAUCCCACCCGGCACAAUUUCUGGACUCAAUGUGGGAGUUCUACGUGGAAGGGCUCUUCACGGACGUCACACUGCAGUGCAGCAGUGGCCAAGAGUUCCAGUGUCACCGAGUGGCCCUGGCCACCCGGAGCCCCUUCUUCAGAGGCAUGUUCACGGCCGACAUGCGCGAGCGCAGCGACAGCCUGGUGCGCCUGCCAGGGAUGGACGCCGACGUGCUCGGAACGCUCCUGGAGUUUGUGUACACGUCCAGGGUGACGGUAACCCAGGGCAACGUGGAGAAGCUCCUGGAAGCGGCCGACAUGCUGCAGCUGGUGGCUGUGAAGGCGGCGUGUGAGGGCUUCCUGGUGCGUCUCCUGGACGUGGACAACUGCCUGGGCAUGCAGGCCUUCGCUGAGCUGCACGCGUGCAAAGACCUGGAGAGAGAGGCCCGCAGAAUGGUGCACUUCCGGUUCGAAGAGCUCGCUGGCCAGGAGGAGUUUCUGGAGGUCAGCUUCGAUCAGCUUCGCUCCGUCCUCUCCGCCAAGAACCUCAACGUGAAGAGACAGGAGGUUCUGGUGGACGCGUUGGUGAGGUGGGUCAGUCACGGCGACCUGGUCCGAUUGCGUCACACCACCACCCUGCUGCGCUGCAUAGGCAUGGAGUUAGACGAGAAGCGCUUCUUCAGAACCCUCCUGAAGUCCCAGACAUGCUGCUCGCCGGACCGAUCUGAUCUGGCGUCGAUCCGGUCCGCCCUGGCCUCUUCCCUCCUGGCUGGUCUCCCCAUCACACGCCUCAGUUCCAAAAAGCCCACCACCAGCAUGUACGUCGUCGGAGGCUACUACUGGCACCCGCUUUCGGAGGUCCAUGCCUGGGACCCGCUGUCCGACACGUGGGUCCAGGGCACCGACAUGCCGGACCACCGACGGGAGAGCUACAGCGUGGCUCAACUGGGGCCCAGCAUCUACGUGACGGGCGGCUAUAGGACAGACACGGUGGAGGCGUUGGACGCGGUGUGGGUGUACCACAGCGAGCGUGACGAGUGGGGCCCCGGGUGCCCCAUGUUGGGGGCGCGCUACUACCACUGCUCCGUGGCCCUGCACGGGUGUGUGUACGCCAUCGGUGGGUACCGGGACGGAGCCCCAACCGCCGAGGUCGAGUUCUAUGACCCGCUGAAAAGGAAGUGGUCCCCAGUGGCUAAUAUGAUCCAGGGUGUAGGGAAUGCCACUGCGUGUGUUUUGCACGACUGCAUCUAUGUGACUGGCGGCCACUAUGGCUAUAAGGGGAGCUGCACUAGUGAGAGGAUUCAGAUGUACAGAGCUGACCUUAACGAGUGGACCGUCGCCACCAUCUGCCCUCACCCAGAGUACGGCCUGUGCUCCGUGUCACUGAACAACAGGCUGUACGUGGUGGGGGGUCAGACCACCGUGUCCGACUGCUACGACCCCAAAACCGACGCGUGGACCAAGCUGGCGGACAUGAAGGAGCGCAGGAUGGAGUGCGGCGCCGUGGCCCUGAACGGCUUCCUGUACGUCACCGGCGGCUACUCGUACACCAAGGGCACGUACCUGCAGAGCCUGGAGCAGUACGACCCUGAGCGCAACACCUGGGAAGUCGUGGGCACGCUGCCCAGUGCAGCCAGGUCCCACGGCUGCAUCUGUGUUUACCAUUUAUAGGCACAAGCAAUGUCCUCUAUGCUGUAAGGCAAACCAUGAAGGUAAUGCAAAAAAAUGGUGUGAUAUCUGGCUUGUUGGACCAGAUGAAAUUGAAUGGACUGUAUAAAAGGGUUCUAGUCUCAUGCUUCGCUAACACCCCGCCUCCGUAGAGAAAACAAGCUUUCCCCACUGUCAGCCAAGGCACAACAACUUUUGGGGGACUUUUCUCCAUGUGGUACUUUUCCCCAAUGAAAAUGCCAGAAUUUUGCGAAAUGUUGAAUAAAACUCUAUCGUCAAUGACGUCUUGCCUCACACCAAGAGGCCAAAUACAAAAGGAGAGGACGGGAGGUCCUAGAUUGAGUUGGACUCUGAAACUGACAGAUAUUCGUGCCAAUUCACAGCUGCACUGUGAACAGCCAGUGUAAUGCAGCAUACUCAGGGAACAUAAUGGCAGCGUACCUCAGGGAGAAGUCCUGUUUUUAUUAUUGUUACUUACUAUUAUUUAUUUUAAGCAUAUCAAAGGUUCAAAGGAUAAAAUGUCUCAGCAUUACAACUCUGGUUGUGAUUUCCUUUAUCACUUGAAGACUGUUUUUAAUGUAAUUUUUUAAAAAAUCACUUUUCUGGCAGCUAUGUUGAUGAAUAUGACUUUCGUGUCACUUUUUAAAACACAUUGGAAAUGUUUGUGCCCAGGUGAAAGUAGGCACUCAAAGAUUGUUAAAUAAUACCUGCACAGAAUAAUAUUAAUAUAUCGUAGGCUUAAUGGUCUAAAAUAGUUUCAAUGGAAUGUUUUGCUAAGUUGUCAUUUAUGUAACUUAAAUUGCUACAUUUUUGUUGUAUGUAUUGGCUACUGAACAAUUUCUGAACAGGUAGCCAACAGCAGGGCUGUUUUGGGCAUCUGGUAUUUUUGUGUUUCAUUGCAUUGCAAUGUAUGUCAAGCUCUCUUAGAAAACUGCAUUUCUAAUCCUUACUUUGUAUUUUUAUGUCUGAGUGAA
Molecule: messenger RNA, 2970 nt
Organism: Engraulis encrasicolus (European anchovy)
Lineage: Eukaryota; Metazoa; Chordata; Actinopteri; Clupeiformes; Engraulidae
Product: kelch-like protein 23
Exons: 4
Coding region: 260-1999 (579 amino acids)
Molecular function (GO): protein binding
Source: RefSeq, a predicted model, not a curated record